CCUUGGUCGAUAAAUCCCGUCGUUUACCGUUCACCCCACCAUCAUCAUCAUGAGUGCCUGGCAACCCUACGUUGACUCGAGCAUCAUGGGCUCAGGGCAGUUCGAUAAGGCUGCUGUUCUGAGUUACGAUAUCGCCAAGGUGGAAGCUGGCACGCCUGGUUACACUAUCACCGACAAGGAGAUCGAGUCCAUCCGAGAACUUUACAAGACCCCCUCCAACGCCUUCGCCCACGGUAUCACGAUCGGAGGAGAGAAGUUCUUCGCCAUUAAGGCUGACGAGCGCAGUCUCUACGGCAAGAAGGGCAAGGAAGGCAUCGUCCUCGUCAAGUCCAAGUCGUGCGUCUUCGUCGCCCACCAUACCGAGACUGCGCAGACUCCCACCGCUGCCAUUGUACUGGAGAACCUCGUCGACUACGUCAACAAGAACUAAGGGGAUGGAGGCCAACACACAUUCGAUCUGAACAAAUCUACGAAAGCU
Messenger RNA from Penicilliopsis zonata CBS 506.65, 478 nucleotides. RefSeq lists its product as hypothetical. The transcript has 6 exons. Gene Ontology annotation, molecular function: actin monomer binding. Bases 50 to 430 code for a protein of 126 amino acids. Gene Ontology annotation, cellular component: cell cortex. The record is from RefSeq and is a predicted model, not a curated record. NCBI's taxonomy places the organism in Eukaryota, Fungi, Ascomycota, Eurotiomycetes, Eurotiales, Aspergillaceae.